Aspergillus welwitschiae is the source of this 980-nucleotide messenger RNA. RefSeq lists its product as uncharacterized. The transcript has a single exon. NCBI's taxonomy places the organism in Eukaryota, Fungi, Ascomycota, Eurotiomycetes, Eurotiales, Aspergillaceae. The coding region runs from base 396 to 806 and encodes 136 amino acids. The record is from RefSeq and is a predicted model, not a curated record.
CGCGAAAUGCCAAGCUGACCCCCCCUCUCAGAGAACGCAGUCUCGCUGUGAGACACCAGACUAAGGCUGCAACGAUGGAGGAGCUAACGCAGGUAGUUUGGGUUAGCAUGAAGGGUAUUCUGGGUCCCAGAGUUUUCUUUGGACCCGUUUGAAGUUUCUAACGUUAGAUGACUCGGACCCACUGGGCGCCACUGGGCCAGAACCGAUGCUGAGUGCACGCCCACUGGAUACUUGGAUCCAUAUCGAUCGAGGUCUUGGAUCGUCGAAUGACCGCCACCCGCGGCCACCAUUGUUUAAGGCGGAUGGCUGAGAUUAUUCCCACGUAGAGGGUCUAUCUAACACGGAUAUUACCGGUUGUCCCCUGUAAAAGGGCAUCACAGGAUGGUGUCGAUUAAAUGGUGUGGAGGAAGACUCAUGAGUAUAACCGAAGUCUGACUCGAGGAUGGAAUUGGUCUGGACUUUGCCAAACCUUCAGACUUCAGUCAUUGAAUCUCCAGUUGGUUAAAUUGUCCCGUGCGAUCGGCAUCUCGCCCGCAUCGAUCUCCUCCUCCUUCUGCUCUGCUGCUGUCGAAUUGUCGAACCAAGGUCCAGUCUCACUUGGUCCUGUACCUUUCUGUCCUUCUGUCUUUUCCUUUCUUUCUUUCUCUCUUUUCUUUUCACGGGCUCCCCACCUACACGCUGUCCUAUUCUACUCAUUACGCUUCCUUUUCUUCUUCCCUCCCUCUACUACUUGCUUCUGUGCAUUUUUCCUUUUCCUCCAUCUGCACAAUCCUACUAGUGCCCGCUUAUCUCCCGUUCCUUUUUGAGCCACCGGCCAGAGUCAAUGCAUCAUUAGCUUUGCUGGUUUUCGGAAGGAAUUCCCACCAGUGUAGGUCAGCCUUCGCCCUUGCUCGUGCUCUUUCUCGCUUGCACCAGACCCUCUUUUAUCUUCCAGGUGUUUCCCUUCGUUUGUCUAUACUUUUUUAUUCUUCAUUCUUCAC